Triticum turgidum subsp. durum (durum wheat) is the source of this 444-nucleotide messenger RNA. NCBI's taxonomy places the organism in Eukaryota, Viridiplantae, Streptophyta, Magnoliopsida, Poales, Poaceae. The record is from the annotation of a GenBank genome assembly.
AUGGGGGUGGGGCACCGGCGUCUGGGAGAUUGGCUGCUGGCGCCGUGGCUUGCCGGCGUGGGGGACUGGGGGCGACCGCUGGCGGGUGGCCGGACCUGGGAUUGGUCGGCUCCUUCCUCCUCCGCUCAGGUUCAUCCACAGAUCCACUUAUGCCUCGGCUAUGGCUGUCCGCUACAGCAUCAGGCUCCGUCAACGUCGCGCAGUGCCUCGCCUCCUCUGUUGUUGCUUGAAUUUGAGCAACACGGACAACAUCCUUCGAUGCCUCAACAACAAGGCCAUGAAACUCAAACAAAUGAAGUCCAAUUCCGAGGGAUUGAAUUCUUGCAGCGAGACCCAGCACUACGUCCACAGAUUCGCCCCUCCAAAGAUUUCUUUCAAGCUCCGCCACUGCUUGCGUCCUCGGUUAUGCGCAAUUUUGAGCAACUUCACAUGGAACUAUCAUGA